CGCCCGAGAAAACCAAAUAAAUAAUAACAAAAAAAACCCAUGGACCAAAAAUCGUCGUCGCCUUCGUGUAGUACUUGUACUCGUUCUCGUCAUCGUCUUCGUCUUCCAUGGCCUCAGGAGAACUAGGGUUAGGGUUUCUUCAAUGGAAACUUCCAAUCUAGGGUUAGGGUUUCUCCUCCUCUUUACUCUCUGUUAGGACCGAACUUACCAUGUUUUCUCAGCAAUGCAUUUCACGCUCUUCCGCCGAGAUUCUCGAUCCAAGCGGCGCUUGACGCGUCAGCGCAAGCUCCGGCACCUUACCGAUCUGGACAUCGUCGGUUUGUCCUCACCCAUCAUUCAAUCUCAGCCGUCCGUUUCGUCAGGCUCCAAGUCGGCCCCGUCGUGGCCCCGGACCCCCCGGGACUUCCAUUCGCUGCCGGUGCCGUCUCCGGAGCUUUUUGCGGUUCUCCGGAGGCGAGAGGCGGGGCUGUCGUUGUCGACGAAAUCAGGGUGCUGCCCUUUGCCAUCUCCGAAGGAGGCGGCGAGCGGAGGAGAGAGGGAGGAUGUCGAUGGUGUCGAUUUCUCGAACGGAGAUGGUGCGGUCGGGAGGUUGGCCCACCAAACCAUCUACAAGUGUGUGGAGCAUGUUGAUGUAGCGUCAGCUGGUUCUAUUUUAGGUCGUGGUAAGAGGAUUCUUACAGAUACAAAUUCUGGUGAAAAUAUUCAGCACAAUUUCAGGCUGAGCUUUCCUGCUAAGAGUACUCCAUGUAGUGGUUUCUCAAGUCCGACACUGAGUCCUCGAAGAUCAAGUGUUGGAGAUUGUUUUCCAUCUGCCCAGAUAGUUCCACAGGGGCUUCAGUUUAGGUGUGCCCCAGAGCUCCCGGCUGUGGAUAUUAGCUACUCUGCUCAAACUUCACCAGAUAAAUUUGUGGCGAGUGCUGAACAUUCUCCACUUCAUAGCCCAGCAGCGAGAAGUCCUGGCCCAAAAUCUAGUACUCCAACUGGAGCUGCUUCCCAAUUGCACUCAAAGACAUCGUCAGAUGGCUCUACCUCAUGGCCUGAUGUUAAUCGUACUAUUAUCGUGCACCCACUGCCCCUUCCUCCAAGGGCUGCUGUGACUCGUACAUCGUUAGGUUUUUUUUCUCAACCCGCAGUGAGAUCAGAGGUCUCAUCGAUGUCAAGUCAGUGGCAGAAAGGGAAGCUUAUUGGAAGUGGAACGUUUGGAAAGGUUUAUGUUGCCACCAACAGGGAAACUGGAGCCUCAUGUGCAAUGAAAGAAGUUAGUCUAAUUCCUGAUGAUGCUAAAUGUGCUGAAAGCAUAAAGCAGUUAGAGCAGGAAAUAAAAGUUCUUAGCCAAUUAAAACAUCAAAAUAUUGUGCAAUACUAUGGAAGUGAAAUUGUUGACGACCACUUCUACAUAUAUUUAGAGUAUGUUCAUCCUGGUUCAAUUAGUAAAUAUAUCCGUGAUAAUUGUGGUGCUAUGACAGAGUCCGUUGUUCGCAAUUUCACACGUCAUAUUCUUUCUGGAUUGGCUUACUUGCACAGCACAAAGACAAUUCACAGGGAUAUCAAAGGGGGAAAUUUACUUGUCGAUGCGGCUGGUGUUGUUAAGCUUGCGGACUUUGGGACAGCAAAACAUCUGAGUGGACAAGCUGCUGAACUUUCGCUUAAGGGAAGUCCAUAUUGGAUGGCUCCGGAGGUCAUGCAAGCUGUGAUGCAGAAGGAUUCUGAUUAUGAUCUUGCUGUUGACAUUUGGAGUUUGGGCUGCACUAUCAUUGAGAUGUUUACCGGAAAACCUCCUUGGAUUGAACUUGAAUGGGCAGCAGCAAUGUUUAAAGUGUUAAGGAAUGAAACCCCUCCCAUACCUGAAACAUUGUCUGCCGAGGGUAAGGACUUCCUACAGCUUUGCUUUCAAAGGAAUCCAGCAGACAGGCCAUCGGCAAGCAUGCUGCUUGAACAUCCUUUUGUAAAUAACUCCCACCAUCUGGAAAUCCCUAGUUGUAUACAGGCAAUCUCACGAAUGAAACUGAUGGAUGUAGAAAGCCCUAGCGAUCGGACUAGCUCGAUGCAAAUCUCUCCAGGCACACAAGCCAGCAAAGGACAACCGUCACCAAAUGGUGAGACUGGCCAAUCUCAUACUGAAGCCUCCAAACCUGCAGCAGCCUCACGCCAUUCUCCUCGGUCUACCCUUGAGGCCCUCCCAAAUCUUUCUCCUCCUCACUCAAAUGGCCAGAUGCAUCUUCCCAGUCCUCCAAAUGUCCUGAAUGGAAAGCAUUUGGGUGCCCGUGACAAUCAUCGUUACCCAAUACCUAGCUCUGUCAGACAAGUGCCACAUCUUUUCAGACGCAGCUUGAUUGGAUUUCCACAGAAAAAUCAAUGCAUGUUACCAUUUCAAACUUAAAAGGAGACUUAAACCAUCAGUUACACAUAGGAUCCUUACUCCAGUUACAGGAAGGCUAAGUUAGAGAUUGCAACUCUUUCUCCGGGGCUUGUGUGGAUUAAGUCCUAGUUCAUAUCCUACGACGAUAUGCAAGGAGGCUUUGUGAGAAAUAUUCAUCUCAAUUCCAUGCUCUUUCUUUUUUCUCUGGAAGCAGUUUGUUAAUACUAUUUAUUAGUUUAGAGCUUAGAAAGAACUCUGUAUGAUUACCAGGUUGUUGUUUACUGUUUGUUAGUUUUGAGCUUCAGAAAGUAGUGCACGAUCAAUGAAAGCUCAGCGCAGGAUUAUUGUGAACUGUACUGUAUCUUCAUCAUGUAUGUAGGGAUGCAAACUGACCCAAAAUUAAGUGGGUUUUUUGGGUCCUGUCUAAUGAUAUUCUUGUGAAAAACUAAUGAAAAUGAAUUAUUGCAAUAAUAUUGUGAGAUUUUCAUAA
Molecule: messenger RNA, 2849 nt
Organism: Magnolia sinica
Lineage: Eukaryota; Viridiplantae; Streptophyta; Magnoliopsida; Magnoliales; Magnoliaceae
Product: mitogen-activated protein kinase kinase kinase 5-like
Exons: 11
Coding region: 224-2380 (718 amino acids)
Biological process (GO): protein phosphorylation
Molecular function (GO): ATP binding; protein kinase activity
Source: RefSeq, a predicted model, not a curated record